AUGACCCGUCAUUCACCAUACGACUCAACUUACUGUUCUCUUCAGAGACUUAAUGUCGACUUCGAAACGGCAUCAACCGUGGCGACGCUGAUGCAGUCUGGCUAUGCUGUCGGUCUGUUCUCCAUCUGUCCCAUCGGCUACUGGCUUCAGCCUCGCCCACUGAUACUGGUCAUGGUGGGUGUCACCGCUACCUUGUUACCCCGCAGCUUGUCAUACCCAUCAUCAGCGGCCAAGUCCCGUCCAACCGACGUGCAAGUGCAGUACAAAUCGGCGCCUCUGGGAUCCUUCUCGGGUCCCUACUGGGUAGGUUGCUCUCCGCAAUCUCGGCCAACUACGGCCACUGGAGAAGCAUAUACUGGUCGCGCUCGGCGUUCAAUAUCUCCUCCUUGUCUUCUUGUACUUCUUCAUGCCAGACUACCCAUCAAGGGCUCCUGA
Verticillium alfalfae VaMs.102 is the source of this 435-nucleotide messenger RNA. RefSeq names its product major facilitator family protein. Bases 1 to 435 code for a protein of 144 amino acids. The transcript has 3 exons. The record is from RefSeq and is a predicted model, not a curated record. NCBI's taxonomy places the organism in Eukaryota, Fungi, Ascomycota, Sordariomycetes, Glomerellales, Plectosphaerellaceae.